GCGACUCGAAGUGCGCGAAAAAAGACGGAAGAAGAAGGGUAAACAAAUCGGCGCGUCGUUCUGUUCGGGCGGCGAGUUCUUUUGCACGAUGCAGACCUCCAGCUGCAAGAUUGACGAUGUCAAGCUGCUCUUAGUAAAGAUUCACCAGAACCUGCAGUGUCCAAUCUGCCUGGAUCUGAUGAAGGAGCCGGUUGCCACACGCUGUGAUCACCAGUUUUGCAGGUUUUGUAUGUUGAAGCUUUUGAGCAGAGCUAAAGGAGGACCGGCACAAUGCCCGUUGUGCAAAAACCAAGUGACGAAGAGGAGUCUGCAGGACAGUCCUCGCUUUAAAUUACUUGUUGAUGGUUUGUUGAGAACUAUUUGUGCUUAUGAGCGUGACACAGGGAGUGACUUCCACAUCGAUGUCCGGAGCCGUCAGCACGAAUCCUCUCAGAGCUCUCAUGGCAAGUUCAGGAAAUAUGGACCCCCCACACGUACUGAGAGGAGUGAAGCAGAUGGGGAGAUUCCGUCCCCAACUGUUGUUACAGAAGUGGUCAGUAGAAAGUCCUCCAUUCAGAGAAAGAGGCGCAUACUGGAAACAGGAGGGCUGAUGUACGUCGAAACAGACUCAAAGGUGGUGCUCUUUGGAAGGAAGUCCUCUAAUCAACGACUAGUGCCUGGCUUACAGCAUGGCGGAGUGGAUAGCGCUGGGUCUGCUCGACGAAGUGAGAGGAAGCCCCAGCCUUCUGAAGUGGAGAGCAGUGGUCUGCAGGAAGGACGCAGGGAGUGUGCUGAAGCGGAUUCAUUACCAACUACAUGGGCAGAUACAGAUCAGGAUUACGUUUGCACCCUGAAGCAGUCUGAAAGCCCAUAUUCUGCAAGUGGAGUACAUGACGUGGCAGGCAAUUCUGAUAGAGAAGAUCUUCAAGUAACUGAUAGGAGAACAUUUAGUCCAACAACUGACAGAAAAGCAGAGCCACUUGAAUCCACUGCUGAUGCCGAGGUACGGGUGAGGAAGAGCAUCGAGAGAGUUUCUGAGUGGCUCCUGAAUGCCACCGAGAGUCCUGCAGUCUCCAGGACAGAGGACGACAAUACAGAAAAGGGGAAUGACUGUGAAGCUAGCCAGAAACCAGGAGCUCAGGACCCCAGGCAUCUUCUAGAGGAUGAAGUUUUUGGGAGAGUUUAUAGAAGAGAGAAAAGGCAGAAUACUCGUUUAAGCAGGACGUCGCUCCCAGACACAAAGAGCUCUGCUGAGUCUUGCUCAGCUUUCAAUGAGGAGGAAGCACAAACAUGUGAUCAAGUGAAUAGCUUGGAAUAUCUGGAUGAUUCCGAAAAAACUUCCAUCUUGAAUACAAGCAUUCAGACAAGAGAGGGUGAAGAUAAUGUUUGUGGGGAAGGCGUCUCCACUAAGAAAACUGAUGCAAGAAAGGAAGCUCUGGCAAGUUCACUGAGGAAGAUGAGAGACACUCUGAAGAGUGAGGUGAAGACUGUCAGAGGAGCCAGAAAAAAAAAGAGCAAAAAGUACAAAAUUAUCAGCAGAUCCAGCAAAGUUGUUCCACCUUUGGCACUGAUUAGCAGGCAGACUUCCCAAGGCGGUGAUGUUGACAGUGGCACGAGUGAUGGGCACAUUAGCUACUACCCCAGCAGUUCACCGCAGACAGUUGCAAGUGAAGGCUUGAAUGAACAUCCUGGCUAUCAUAUUCAGGGGGCAGCCAUAGAUGUGCCAAAUCCUGAGAAGACACUAGGAAUGCUGGGGUUGGAGCAGGUAAUUCCUAAUCGGUCAGAAUCCCAGCAGGCAUCUAAUGAGGAGAGAGAGCGAGACCUUGUGGACAGUGAAUUAGACACAGAGCUGCUGUUGAAAGAAUUUAAAUCCACUAAACGCAAGUCUUUUCACCUGGAGCCACGUCCAGCUCGGGAACCAGAAUGUGACGAAAACCCAAUGACUCGAAAAGUCCAGGCUAGUGGGACUGCUACCCUCGAUUUUGUAGAAAAGCUGCCUCAUGUGACCAGAGAGGAAACGUCCUGGCCAGGGGCUGCCCACUUCCCUGAGAAAUGUGAGAGUAGUGCAGAGUCCCGGCCAGAGGGCGAGCUCUGUACUUCUUUGACCCCAGAUGGGUUGCUCCAACAUCAGUCCCCAAGUGUGGGUCACCGAAAGAGGGCCGUGCAAAGGCUACAGUCCUCCGAUUCUGGCUGUAGUGAAGAUGAGGUGCUCCCUUCACUCAAUGACCUGUUUGGAAAAAGAAAUCAAGAAAUGCUGACACCUACGGGUAAAAGGUCAGACUCUGUGCCCCACCACCCUGAAGGAGGAGAGAUGCAAGAAUCUUGCAAGAAUGGCUGCUGCUCUUCAAGUCAGGACCUCUUUUCUACCCCACCUCUUCUCAAGCAUCAACAACAUCUCGUCCCUCGAGGUGUGUCCCAAAAUGACAUAAAGAAUGACUGUGCUGAGAAAGAACUGGAGUGUGCAGACGGCAAGCCUCUGAAAUGUCACAGCUGUGACAAGAAGGGCAGCGCACUGGUGGAUGACUGCUCUGGAGAGGAGCCCCUCAAUACCCAGCAAAAAGUCAAAAUGCAACAAGAUUUGCUACAAAUCGAGCUAGAGAUGGCAGUCCUGGAAGCGGCACUCAAAGAACAGAGCACACAGGACGCCGAGGGCUGUCCGUCUGGAGAAAAAGGAGCUGACCCGAAGAGAAACUUGCCGCAAGCCGUGGAAGAAGGUGGAGACCCCUGUGCUGCUGUCCCAGGCAUUCCUGCCCCUUCUGUUGCCAAGGCUAGACUGGAGAUUGUGACUUCGGGUUUGAACAGAAAUGAAAUGUUGAUGGUACACAAGUUUACGAGGAAGGCUCGGGGCACCUUGGCACCUGAAGUAACCCCACAAACAACACAUGUCGUCAUCCAAACCGACGCGGAACUCGUUUGUCAGAGAACCUUAAAGUACUUCUUGGGCAUUGCUGGGAGGAAGUGGGUGGUCAGCUUCCAGUGGAUUGAGGAGAGUUUCCGAAGGGGCAGGCGUCUCCAGGAGUCCGAGUUUGAGGUUAAGGGAGACGUUGUCAAUGGACGGGAUCAUGGUGGCCCAAGGAGAGCACGGACCCUGGCAGAUGGUGCGCUGCCACUCCGUGCUUAUGAGGUGUCCUGCUUUGGCCAAUUUUCUGACAUGACUACAGGCCAACUGGAGCUAAUGGCUGAGCUGUGUGGAGCUAAAGUGGCUUCUGUCCCCUCCCUGCUGUCCCGCCAUUCUGGGCUGACGCCAGUGGUGGUUGUGCAGCUGGACCUCCAGGGCGAUGGGGCAGAAGAUAUUCAAGCUCUCAAGAGGAAAUUCAAAGUGCAGGUUGUGUCGUGGGAGUGGAUUCUGGACAGUGUGUCCUGCUUCUCCUGCCAGCAGCUGUCUGACUAUGUCCUGUAGCAGAGCUCCUCUUCCUCCUCCUCCUCACGGAGGUGAGACCCUCCUUCCCAUCCCCCCCCCCGCC
Erpetoichthys calabaricus (reedfish) is the source of this 3443-nucleotide messenger RNA. Its product is annotated as breast cancer type 1 susceptibility protein homolog. Lineage: Eukaryota; Metazoa; Chordata; Cladistia; Polypteriformes; Polypteridae. Gene Ontology annotation, biological process: double-strand break repair via homologous recombination; dosage compensation by inactivation of X chromosome; chordate embryonic development. Bases 89 to 3379 code for a protein of 1096 amino acids. Gene Ontology annotation, molecular function: metal ion binding; ubiquitin-protein transferase activity. The record is from RefSeq and is a predicted model, not a curated record. The transcript has 20 exons. Gene Ontology annotation, cellular component: plasma membrane; BRCA1-BARD1 complex; BRCA1-A complex.